UUCCCUGGAUUAUUCUUUUCGUCGCGUAUUUUAUUGAUUUGUUAAAACCAUGCAUAAUUUUCAGAAAAAGCAAAACAAUUUUUACUCCGAGCACUACAUUGGCGUCAUCUUUUCUGUGCAUGCGCGAAAAAAGGCGGGAUUUCUAGUAACAACAAUAGCGCCAAUCUAUUGUUUACGUUUGGAAUUAUUUACAUAUCUAUUCUUAAGCUAGCAACACAGUAAUGUGAUUAAUAUAACUUUGUAAAUUAAUUACGAUUCCAAGUUCCGUCAGUACGUGGUAACUGUACCUACUCUACAGAAAGUCUACGAUUCGGUGAAUACUGUUUAAUAUCGAGUGCCAACGAGUUUACGAAACGUUUGUUUUGGAAAUGUCGUCAGGACGCGGUGCUUUAAUAGUUUUCGAAGGUUGCGACAGAGCAGGAAAAUCCACUCAGGUUAAAAUGUUACUCGAGGCUUUAAAUAAAUUAAACAUUCCGGCGGCAGGGCGAAAUUUCCCUAAUAGAAAGACUUGCAUAGGAGCACUAAUAAACAAUUUUUUAUCCAAAAAACAAGAAUUUCCUCCGGAGGCAGCACAUUUAAUGUUCUCUGCAAAUCGAUGGGAAUGCAGAGAAGAGCUAUUGAAAACCUUGCACAGUGGUACUACUCUAAUCAUCGACAGGUAUGCGAGUUCAGGUGCAGCUUACACGGCAGCUACAAGCGGUAGAAGUUUAACUUGGUGCAAGGAAGCUGAUAGGGGUCUACCUUCUCCGGAUUUAGUCAUUUUACUCGAAGUAUCCCAAAAAGAUCAGUCUUUGCGUAGUAAUUGGGGAGACGAACGAUUUGAAAAUAUUAAAGUUCAACAACGUGUAGCCGAAAACUAUGAGAAACUAAAAGACAAAACAUGGAUUAGUAUCAAUGCAGACGAUGAUAAGUCAACAAUACAUUCUCAUAUAUUAAACAAGAUUUUCGAUACUGUACAAAAAGUUAAAGAUCUGCCUAUAGGUGAAUUGUAUGAAUCUAAAUAGUUUUAAGUAAGUAUUAGAAAUAAGUACAAAAAUAAUACAAACAGGUAAAUCGUACGAAUCUAAUUAAUUUUAUGCAAGUAUUAGAAAUAAAUACAAAACUACAAGAUCUGAUAUGCAAUUGUUCCAUAUUAUUUCAAUUUUUAAGAAUUUUCAUAUAGAUUU
Molecule: messenger RNA, 1166 nt
Organism: Colletes gigas
Lineage: Eukaryota; Metazoa; Arthropoda; Insecta; Hymenoptera; Colletidae
Product: thymidylate kinase
Exons: 3
Coding region: 369-1004 (211 amino acids)
Biological process (GO): dUDP biosynthetic process; dTTP biosynthetic process; dTDP biosynthetic process
Cellular component (GO): cytosol; nucleus; cytoplasm
Molecular function (GO): dTMP kinase activity; ATP binding
Source: RefSeq, a predicted model, not a curated record